AUUGCAUGGAGCGCAGCACAGGGCCAGAUCUCAAGCUGAUCUCAUGCAGCAUUGCUAUCAGCUCCUGCAGCAAGCUGGUGAAGUGGCACAAAAGCCUGGCACUCCUUCAGGACCUGCAAAGGUUCUCGUUGCAAGCGGAUAUCGUUGCAUAUGGUGCUGCCAUCAAUGCUUGUGAAAAGGCAAACAGAUGGCAAGAAGCUGUGGAAGUGCUGCAGUGGCUGCUGGAGGGCCGUACACAACCCAAUGUCAUUGCGUGCACAUCGCUCAUCAGCGCUUGCAGCGGUGAAGGGCACUGGGAGCAAGCACUGGCUUUGUUCAGCAGCAUGACGUCGUGGGAAGUUUGCCCCAAUGUCAUCAGCUACAACACCACCAUCAGUGCAUGCGAAAAGGCAGCACAGUGGCAACGUGCGUUGCAACUGCUGCAGUUGGCCAAGAUACACGACGUGACACCAGAUGUCAUUUCAUUCAACACCACCAUCAGUGCAUGUGCCAGGGCUGGUGCAUGGGAGCAUGCGAUAUUUCUGCUGCAGGAAAUUGGCAUGCAGAAGCUUGAACCUACACUGAUCUCCCUCAAUGCCGGCAUCAGCGCUUUCGAGAAAGCUACUCGAUGGCAGCAGUCCUUGCAGCUACUGGGCCAAGUUGAGAGCUACGAAUUGCAAGCGGACGUCAUCACGUACAGCUCCGCAAUGAGUGCAUGUGCACGAGCUGGUGAAUGGGAGCAAGCGGCACAGAUGCUGGCACAGACCAUCUCCAAAUCCCUCCGGCCGAAUGUGCUCUCCUACAGUGCGGCCAUCAGUGCUUGUGAAAAAGCUGGGAACUCAAAGGUGGCCUUAACUCUGCUCUCGAACGCCAUCACCGCCCGCAUUGAGCCCGAUGUGGUGCUGUGCAACGCGGCCGUCAGCGCCUGUGCCGCGACGGGCGACUGGCAAGGGGCCCUGGCGCUGCGCCGGGGAAUGGUGGAGCCGAAUGUCGUCACCUACAACGCCACCAUGAGCGCUUGUGAGAAAGCUUCGCAGUGGCAGCUGGCACUGCUAUUGUUGGCUGGUCUUCUUACAGUUGGGCGUGUCAGAGCGGAUGUGAUCUCCUACAAUGCGACCAUCAGCUCCUGUCAGAAGGCCGAUGAAUGGCGAAUGUCCCUGGAGAUUCUGAGGGCUGUGGCUGAAGCCAUGGUGGAAAGCAAUAACAUCACAGGCAAUGCUGCCAUUAGCGCUUGCAGGCAGCAUUGGGUUUGUGCCACGCACCUUUUUUCAGCAAGAGGGCUUGAGCAGAAGAGGAGCAUCGUGACGUUUGGCUCCAUGAUCUCCAGCCUGGAGUGCAGCUGGUGGAAGGCCUUGUUCACCUUGCGGCAAGCCGAUGAAAUGCACUUGCAGCCAUCAUCGGUUACAUAUGGUGCUUUGCGCAGUGUUUGCGAGGGAGCCGGGCGCUGGAAAGAAGCUCUCAUGUUGCUUCGUUGCGGGGAAGAGCGAGGGCACAGCAGUGCAGAAGCCUUUGCCUCGGUGGUUGCCGCCAUCACCAAGAGGAUCUCAACCCGUUCAUGA
Cladocopium goreaui is the source of this 1538-nucleotide messenger RNA. The record is from the annotation of a GenBank genome assembly. NCBI's taxonomy places the organism in Eukaryota, Dinophyceae, Suessiales, Symbiodiniaceae.